Molecule: messenger RNA, 1167 nt
Organism: Ipomoea nil (Japanese morning glory)
Lineage: Eukaryota; Viridiplantae; Streptophyta; Magnoliopsida; Solanales; Convolvulaceae
Product: annexin A13-like
Exons: 4
Coding region: 52-1044 (330 amino acids)
Cellular component (GO): cytoplasm
Molecular function (GO): calcium ion binding; calcium-dependent phospholipid binding
Source: RefSeq, a predicted model, not a curated record
UAAAUUCUGCCCCUAUCUGUCCUACUUACCCAAAAAGGUACUUUUCUACACAUGGCCACCAACUCCUCCAUGGAACCAUACUCAACCCAAGCCUGUGAAAAUAUCUGCAAACAGAUUCAUGCCUCUCUGCUUCACCACCGGCUGAGCCUCCUGAUUGGAGUUCUUGCCUCCCCGAACCGGGUCGAGUGCGAGAGGAUCAGGGAGAAGUACAAGGAAAUGUACGGAGAGGACCCGGUCCAGAGCCUUGAGGCCGCUGAUGAAAAUCAACCGGAAACCACUCAGGCUCUGGCCACGGUGCUGCUCAGCCCCCACGAGCGCGACGCCGCCUUCGCCCGGGAGGCUCUCCGGCGGGAUGACGUAAAUUUCAGGGCGCUGGCGGAAAUCUUCACGUGCCGAAAAUCCAGCCACGUUCAGCUCAUACACCAGGCUUAUGUGGCCAAGUUCAGAAGGCAUUUAGAUCAUGAUAUUGCCAGCAUUGAAACACCCUCCCCCUACCAAAAGAUAUUAAUGGCAUUGUCUGCAUCACAUAAAGCACACAAUGCUGAUAUUAGCCAACACAUAGCCAAGUGUGAUGCUAGGAGGUUGUACCAAUCAGGGGAAGGAAGGUCAGGGGGAGGCAUUGAUGAAGCUGUUGUGUUGGAGAUUUUAAGCAAGAGAAGCAUUCCACAGCUCAACCUCACUUUUUCUAGCUAUAACCACAUCUAUGGCCAUACUUAUACCAAAUCUCUAAAGGAUGGAUGUUUGGGGGAGUUUGAAGAUGCAUUGUUGACUAUAGUCAAGUGCAUAUGCAGUCCUUCCAAAUAUUUUGCACAGAUGUUGUAUACAUGUCUAAAUGGAAGAAGAGUGGACAAGGGAGGUUUGCUUAGGAUAAUGAUAAGCAGGGCAGAGAUUGACUUGGAUGAGAUUCAGUUGAUGUUCAAGAAUAAACAUGGGUUGGAGCUAAAGGAUGCAAUAUGUGAGAGUAUCCCUCAAGGUGACUAUAGAGAAUUUCUUGUCAUGUUGGCUACAAAACCCUCCAAAAGGGCUAGGCUUGGCUCUUUAUGAAUUCUGGAACUCUAUAUAAUUAAUAAUUUUUAUUUUUGUUUUUGAUAUUUAAAUAUUUGUAUUGUGAUGCCAUGCCAUCAUGUGUGUAAUGUAUAUAUACUAUGGAAAAGUUUGUUAGUCCAA